AUGGCCAAGGGAGAGAACAGUAAGAAGGCCGCCGGCAACGCCAAAAAGGCCGAGGUCGCCGCACAAAAGCAGGCCGUCGAGAACCAGAAGAAGGCAAAGGUCGAGGAGCAGGAAUGGUCAAAGGGCGCAAAGGACAGCUCUAAGGCUGCUGCCGCCGCCGACAAGAAAGCCGAAGCCGAUCGCAAGAAGGCCGAAAAGGCAGCUCUCCUGGCCGAAGAAGACGCAUCCCUGCCAUCUAAGAAAACAGGCAAUGCCAAAUCCGCCCAGAAGAAGUCCCGCGGUCUCGAUCUCUCCGGCCUCGAUGCCCCCUCGUCUCUGUCUUCCCUCUCCGCAACCGGUAUCGACAAUGCCCUCGACGCUCUGUCCUUGACCGCUGGUGGAAACACCGACAAGGUCGACCGUCACCCCGAACGUCGCUUCAAGGCCGCCUACACUCAAUACGAAGAACGCCGCUUGGAAGAGAUGAAGGACGAGAAGGGUCUCCGUCGCCAGCAAAAGAUCGAGCAGAUCCGCAAGGAAUUCGAGAAGCACCCGGACAACCCUUUCAACCAGGCCAACGCUUCCUACAACAGUACAAGAGACGAUCUGCAGCAGAUUCGCGACAGCGAGAAGGAGAAGAUCGAGAAGAGACUUGGUGGUCCCAACUAAGACGAAGGACGAUGAGGCCCGAGAACGAGCGGAAAAGCAGACGUCUUACUGGUUUCCACUUUGAUUGCGGAACGAUUACCUUUUUUUAACGAUACCCUAUGCAUAACUUAGAUACAUGAGAAAGAGAUGCCGGCGCGAGAUAUGCGUCUGGCGAAUGAUCAUGAAAAUGCCUACAUAC
Messenger RNA from Aureobasidium pullulans EXF-150, 826 nucleotides. RefSeq names its product DUF1014-domain-containing protein. The coding region runs from base 1 to 648 and encodes 215 amino acids. NCBI's taxonomy places the organism in Eukaryota, Fungi, Ascomycota, Dothideomycetes, Dothideales, Saccotheciaceae. The transcript has 2 exons. Gene Ontology annotation, cellular component: nucleus. Gene Ontology annotation, biological process: transcription by RNA polymerase II. Gene Ontology annotation, molecular function: transcription coactivator activity. The record is from RefSeq and is a predicted model, not a curated record.